Drosophila miranda is the source of this 1341-nucleotide messenger RNA. Its product is annotated as mismatch repair endonuclease PMS2-like. The transcript has 6 exons. NCBI's taxonomy places the organism in Eukaryota, Metazoa, Arthropoda, Insecta, Diptera, Drosophilidae. Gene Ontology annotation, molecular function: ATP hydrolysis activity; mismatched DNA binding; ATP-dependent DNA damage sensor activity. The coding region runs from base 100 to 1305 and encodes 401 amino acids. The record is from RefSeq and is a predicted model, not a curated record. Gene Ontology annotation, cellular component: MutLalpha complex. Gene Ontology annotation, biological process: mismatch repair.
CACAACCAUUGUGAGCAUGCUGGAGCCAAGGCCGAAGCCCCAGCCCGAGGAUGCUAGCAAGGCCAGCGAGGAGAAGGAUGAAGAGGAAGACGUUCUGUGAUGUACCUAUUUCAGGCUGAGGUGGUGCUCAGUCUGGCUGUGGCUGUCAAGGAGUUAGUGGAGAACUCCAUCGAUGCAGGGGCUACACUGGUGGAGAUUAAGAUGAAGGAUCAGGGACUGCAAGGCGUCGAGGUCAGUGAUAAUGGCAGCGGCGUGGUGGAGGCCAAUCUGGAGGCAAUGACUGCAAAGUAUCACACAUCGAAAAUAAGGGAAUUCGUUGACCUGCUGGGAGUGGAAACGUUUGGAUUUCGUGGGGAAGCACUCAGUUCCCUCUGCGCCCUGUCCGACAUGGCCAUUCAGACGCGCCACCAGUCCACCGAUGUUGGUCUCAAAGUGGAGCUCGACCACGAUGGCAAGAUCAAGAAGCGCUCGCCUUGUGCCCGCGCUGUAGGCACUACCCUUACCAAUCUGUUUAGUACCCUGCCCGUGCGUCGGCGCGACUUUACGCGCAACAUCAAGAAGGAGUUCGCCAAGAUGUGUCAGAUCCUGCAGGCCUACUGCCUGGUGACCAAAGGCGUGCGCAUCAUCUGCAGCAAUCAGACGCCCAAGGGCGCCAAGACGGUGGUUCUGCAAACACAUGGCGCCCAGGAUGUGCUGGCCAACAUAUCCGCGAUAUUUGGGGCACGCCAAGUGGCCGACAUUGUGCCGCUAAAGUCCCCUUUCGAAAAGGGCCAACUGAGCGAGGUCGGACUAUGGGCUGAGCUAGAGUCCUCCGCGGAUGCAGAUGACACGACUUGCACACAGUUCAGCGCCGAGGAUGUGGAGCGGCUGAACCAGGCCGACUUCCGACUGGAGGGCUAUAUAUCCAGCUGUCGCCAUGGGGAAGGCCGCUCCAGCAGAGAUCGCCAGUUCUUCUUUGUCAACGCCAGACCGUGCGAUCCCAAGAAUAUAGCCAAAGUCAUCAACGAGACCUACCAUCGCUACAACGUCCAGCAGCAGCCUUUCAUCUACCUCAACAUUAUCACGGCCCGCUCCGACGUGGACGUUAACCUAACCCCCGACAAGCGCCAACUGCUGCUCAACAACGAGAGGAUUCUGCUGCUGGCCCUGAAGAAGUCUCUGCUGGAGACCUUUGGGCAGACACCAUCCACAUUCCAAAUGCAGAACACAACCAUUGUGAGCAUGCUGGAGCCAAGGCCGAAGCCCCAGCCCGAGGAUGCUAGCAAGGCCAGCGAGGAGAAGGAUGAAGAGGAAGACGUUCUGUGAUGUACCUAUUUCAGGCUGAGAGUUGGCGCGUGUUGA